Molecule: messenger RNA, 646 nt
Organism: Toxotes jaculatrix (banded archerfish)
Lineage: Eukaryota; Metazoa; Chordata; Actinopteri; Toxotidae
Product: cytochrome c oxidase assembly factor 5
Exons: 3
Coding region: 129-356 (75 amino acids)
Biological process (GO): mitochondrial respiratory chain complex IV assembly
Cellular component (GO): mitochondrion
Source: RefSeq, a predicted model, not a curated record
GCCGUUUCGGGAACAUGGUGGCUCCGAGUUUUCAUAACAACAUCGAUGUCAUUGCGAUUUUCUAGGCGAUUCUUGCUCUUGCGAGAUUAUUGAUAAGGUAUUAGCGGUGUUAAAGUGGGCUGUGCACAAUGCCGAAAUAUUACGAGGAUAAAGAGACGGAUGACAGAGCCUGCGCCGGUAUCAGAGAAGACUUUAAGGCAUGUCUCCUUCAGCACGACUGCGUCGUAAAGGAGGGGAAACUGCCCAGUGAGUGUUUGAAGGAAGGCCACUGUAAAGCCCUGCAGACGUCAUUCUUUGAGUGCAAGAGGUCAAUGCUGGACACAAGGUCAAGAUUCAGAGGAAGGAAAGGAUAUUGAGGAACAAGCUGAACAAUGAAAUUGCCAUCAGCUAUACAUACUUCGAACCAUUUAAAUCAAAGGAAGCUGGUUCAUGGGUCAAUGUAUGUACAGCUUUAAAACCUCAGUGGAAAGACAUGUCAAGAAAGUGGGUAUCAAAUGACCUAACAUGAGGGAAUGAUGCACACGGACACUUGAAAGGAUUACCAACUCAUGAGGAAAAUGCAGCGCUGAGAGAAAAAAAAACUGAAGCAGUCACUGGCUCUUGAUUUCUUCCAAAAAAAAAAAAAAAGUACUUUGUUAUUUUGUGU